Molecule: messenger RNA, 2215 nt
Organism: Leptonychotes weddellii (Weddell seal)
Lineage: Eukaryota; Metazoa; Chordata; Mammalia; Carnivora; Phocidae
Source: RefSeq, a predicted model, not a curated record
AUGUGCGACCCGCGCCAUCCGACCGGCCCCUCCAGCCCGCACGGCUCCGCCUCCACCUCGGACGCGCUUGUCGCUGCUGCAGAACGUCACCAUCCCGUUUGCUCGUUACCAUGCUAUGGUUUUCACCCAAAAGCCUUUGCAAAAUUUAUAGAGCUGCGCGACCUGGAACAUAAGUCGCAAAGACCAAACUGGAACAAAGUUAAAGCAGAUUUCUACGUGCAGGGAGAGCCCUGGAGCAAAAAUGCCACUUGGGGGCCUGUGGCCAACUUUAGCUGUAGGUUGAUGGUGUCUGAGCUCAACGUGUGUGAACCAGAUGAUGAUGAAUUUAUAGAUGGGAGAGACUCGGAAGUCCUGCAGUCCACAGGCUAUGUGUUAUGUCCUUCCUCCCGGCGGCUUGGAUUGUCCUGUGCCAACUGUCACACCACAACCACCACUUUGUGGCGCAGAAAUGCCGAGGGUGAACCUGUGUGCAAUGCCUGUGGACUCUACAUGAAACUCCAUGGGGUGCCUCGACCGCUUGCUAUGAAAAAAGAGGGAAUUCAAACCAGGAAAAGAAAACCUAAGAACAUAAAUAAGUCAAAGGCUUGCUCUGGUAGUAGCAAUAAUUCUGUUCCUAUGACUCCAACUUCCACCUCUUCUAACUCAGAUGAUUGCAGCAAAAAUACUUCCCCUACAACACAACCGACAGCCUCAGGGGCGGGCGCCUCAGUGAUGUCUGGUGCGGGAGAGAGCACUAACCCCGAGAACAGCGAGCUCAAGUACUCAGGUCAAGAUGGGUUGUACAUAGGCGUCAGCCUGGCCUCGCCGGCCGAAGUCACAUCCUCGGUGAGACAGGAUUCCUGGUGCGCCCUUGCCCUGGCCUGAGCCUGCUGCCAGGGAGCAGGAGGGCGCGCGGCCUGCGGGGAUUUUUGUCAAGCCGGCCACACCAGGGCGAGUAUGCUGACGGAACAUUCCUCUGAUGCGUGAUUUCCGUGCCUUUAUUUUGAAAGAGAUGUAUUUCCUGAGAGGCCUGCUCUGCCUUCACCCUGCCCCUGUCUCUGAAGAGCCAGAGAGGAGAUGGAGAACUUCCAGGGAAGGGCCAGUGGAGCCCACAGCAUGUCGCCUCCUCCCCGGCCACGGUCCUUUCCAGCCAGCCAACCUGCCUCUGGGCCCGCCAGGGGAUCUGAUGUCCGCCGUGCCACUUCCAGAAAGCGGGACUAGGACCAGGGCCUUGCCUGCUAAGGAAUAUUGAGAGAGAUUUUUUUUUUUUUUUUUUAAAAAAAAAAGGUUUUAUGUGUAUUGCCCCAAAUCAUGUGCUUCUUCUGAUCGGUUUUGGUUGUUCCAAAAUUUCUUUGUACCUUUUCCACACCUGAAUUUCACCUGCUUUCAUGGAGAAGACCAUUUGGUACACACCUCUGGAGGCUGAGUCAGGACUGUGACUCAGUUGGCAAGACUGCAUUAUGACUGUAACGUACACUGUGACUGACGUUUCUCAAAGUGCAUAUUGUGUGACUGAUCUGAAGUCAGUCGGGUUUUGUAAACAGGGUAGCAAACAAGAUGUUUUUCUUCCAUGUAAACAAUAAUUUUUUUUUAAAAGUGCAAUUUGCGUUGCAGCAAUCAGUGUUAAAUCAUUUGCAUAAGAUUUAACAACAUUUUUUAUAAUGAAUGUAAACAUUUUAACUUAAUGGUACUUAAAUAAUUUAAAAGAAGAAAAUGUUAACUUAGACAUUCUUAUACUUCUUUUACAACCGCAUCCCAUUUCUAUAUUUCCAAUUGUGAAAGAAAAAUAUUUCAAGAACAAAUCUUCUCUCAGGAAAAUUGCCUUUAUCCAUCUGUUAAGAAUUUUUAUACAAGAACACCAGUAUCCCCUCUUUAUUUUACUGUGGAAUGCGUGCUGGAAAAAUUGCAACAAAACUUUACUACCUAACAGAUAACAUUUGUAAAUACUGUAGGCAUCUGUACACACUACGAUGAAGUCUAUAGUGUGACUAACCCACAGGCAGGUUGGUUUACAUUAAUUUUUUUUUUUAAAUGGGAUGUCGUAUGGAAACCUAUUUUCACCAAAGUUUUAAAAAUAAAAAGGGUAUUGUUUCGUCUUCUGUACAGUGAGUUCCUUCCCUUUUAGUUUCAUUUGGAUACUGUAUGUGGCUGGAGAUGUUCAUAUAAAACAAAUGCAUGUGAUGUUUGUAAAUUGCCUUUUGGCUUUCCUUUCAAUGAAUUGUUCUUUUGGAGCUGC